GGUGAGAGUCUAAGUGGUGAGGAGUGAAACUGUCAGUGUCACCCGAUUGUACAUCUAUCACCAUGGUGGACACGCGUAGCGGUACGAGCACCACCCCAUAUACAAAAGAGCAGGAAGAGAGUGCCACCGCCAUAUUGAAAGAAAGAAAGGAGAAGAAGGAGGCCAAGAAGCAGACCUUGUUGGAAGCGGAGGCGGCGAAGAAGAAGAAGGUUGAAGAAGAAAUGGAGAAGUUGAAGAGAGAAGAAGAGGAGAAGCUUAGAGAAGCAGAAGAAGAAGAAGAAGAAGAAGAAGAAGAAGAAGAAGAAGAAGAAGAAGAAGAGAUACCCCUGGUAAGGACUGUGUGGAGAGAGGACAUAGGGGAAUCCAAUAGGGUUAGUGAAGAUGAGAAGAAACUGAAGAAGAUGGUGUCGGAAUGGGUGGCUAACUUAUCUCUGGGGGAAGAUGGAAAAGUGUUGAUGUACAUCCCCCAGGACGAGAGGGAUACUGCUGUGGCAGAGAUAAAGGCCCUGACAGUUCCGCUAGAGCAGCAGGCCCUAGAAGAGGAUAAAAGAAUGGAGUGAAAAUUGCGACGGAGGAGGCAGAGAAUGAGGCACGUAGCGGCGACCACUUGGUUAG
Chara braunii is the source of this 615-nucleotide messenger RNA. The record is from the annotation of a GenBank genome assembly. NCBI's taxonomy places the organism in Eukaryota, Viridiplantae, Streptophyta, Charophyceae, Charales, Characeae.